AAGAGAUUGAGCUACCCUGACACUCCGCUACUUGGGCGCAUGCGCAUAGGAUCUACCCAACAGUUUUCUGGGUGGAAAGUGGCGUUUCGAGGAGGAGGAGGCAGCGUUGGCGUGCCCGGAAGUGGUAUCGGCCUGGAGGGCGAGCGGGAUCGUGGUGCCGCUGUCGGGGCACAGCUGCUGGCGCUAGGCCUAACCGAGGAGAGCGGCUUUUCCUGAGGCGAGAAAGAAGAAGCGGUCCUCCAAGGGUUAAGGCAACUUUUCCAGAUAGCCCAACAACCAAGUCACCAGUUUCCAAAGGCAUUUGCACCACCUAUAAACUUCGGAUCUGUGCACACCAGAUGCCCUUGACAACUCAUCCUACCGUCCCUCUGCAGAAAAGUUGCUACAACAGCGGACAGUGAAGGCCACCACUGAGUUUCUUUUAUUACCAAGUAGAUAUAAUAUCCCUGCAAGCAAAACAGAGUACAUAAAGUGUCUCUUCACAACCAGCUGAGACCAUGCUAAAAAAAAUGGCAGCCUAAACAAGGACCCCUUCUUUUCUUGGGUAUCCAGAAUUUGAAGGAGAGACUCUGACCACUGGUAAGUGACUAACAUUUUACACACUGAACUGGUCCUGAGAACUGAGAUGUCUUCUUUGUAAGUGAAGAAUAUACAACAUAAUCUUGAAGACCUGCACAGGGGUGUGAGCCAGAGGUGUACUCGGUGUGUGUAAUGGACUGAAAAACAGACAAAUUAAUCUUGUUGAAAGGACUUUUUAUUUUUUGUUUCUAUUUGCCAGAGUUAGUCAGUGUUUUGCUGGCUUAGACUGUAACUUUUUUUCUGGUACUUCCUUUUUAUUCUAAUGGGUCCCAGAAAUCCCUCUCCUGAUCCCUUACCGGAAUCAGAAAGUGAAGAAGAAGAAAAUGCUAACUACCUAAAUGAGAGUUCUGGGGAAGAAUGGGAUUCCUCUGAAGAAGAGGAUCCUGUGGUGCCAAACUUAACACCUCUUGAGAGUCUUGCCUGGCAGGUUAAGUGCCUUUUAAAAUACUCAACAACUUGGAAACCUUUAAAUCCAAAUUCUUGGUUAUAUCAUGCUAAACUCUUGGAUCCAAGCACACCAGUCCACAUACUUCGAGAGAUAGGUCUAAGGCUCUCCCACUGCUCCCAUUGUGUACCCAAACUGGAACCAAUUCCUGAAUGGCCUCCUUUGGCUUCUUGUGGAGUCCCACCUUUUCAAAAGCCCCUUACAAGUGCCAGCCGGCUUUCUAGAGAUCAUGCCACUCUAAAUGGAGCAUUGCAAUUUGCUACCAAACAGUUAAGCCGAACAUUGAGUAGAGCCACUCCCAUACCUGAAUACCUAAAACAGAUCCCUAAUUCAUGUGUUUCUGGUUGUUGUUGUGGCUGGUUAACUAAGACAGUUAAGGAAACAACCCGCACUGAACCCAUCAACACUACUUACUCCUAUACUGACUUCCAAAAGGCAGUUAAUAAACUCCUAACUGCAUCACUAUAAAGAUUCACUGUUCUGCUGUCUGUCAUGUUGCUAACAGAAGAGGUAGUACAAAGUUGCACAAACAAUAGUUGAGAAAUUAAUCCCUUUUCAACCUACCAAGUACUGAUACUGAAUAUAUACCCAAGAACCUCAUAACUCAACUACAGAAAAUGUGCAUUGUGAGCAUUCCCUUAGACAGAUCCUGUGGAUAAAAGGAGAAUGUCAAUGGAUAAUUAGUCAAAGGGACCAUACUACAAAAGAUAAAUUAACUAUUCUACAAACUCAGUUCUCCCUAUGCCACCCCAUUUACCCUGCCUGUCUGAAUGGACUCCAACUAAAUAUUUAAUUAUUAAUGUGAAAAAAGAAGUAGGCCACUACCAUUUUUGUUAACCCAAAUUUAAAAACAGCUGUUGAGGAAAGUAGGAAAUUAGCUACCCCCAAUAACACCUUUCUGAGCAUGCUCUUCUCUGGCAUUCAUUCCUAGAUAGGUAGUUGAAUUAAAUUGAAUAACUAGACAAAAAUGGUGGGAAUAUGGGUUUAUGUCCCAGCUUUUAUGUAGAUGGCCUACAUGUGGCACACUCUAGGUUCUUGUCUUCUUGGAGGGGGUGCAGUUUCAAACCUAGCCUGCAGGGCUAUAGAUCUGUAUUGGUGCCUGCAAUUACAGCAUAAACAUUUUAUAUCUAAUUCUCCCCACCAGGCUGUACCUAGCUAAACUGCCCUAUAAGAUCAGAACUGGGGAUUAAACAUACACCUAUUCUGGAGGGAAUAUGUUUCUUGCAUCUUGGCGCUCAGACUUUAGUCAAGAGCAAUUAAAACAUCCCAAAAGACCAAUGGGAACAGAUUAAUAAAGCAUUUAUGCUUUCACUAUUAAUUGCUAAUGGGUUAAAGUAUUUCAUCUAUGUUUCCUGCUGCAGUACUUUAUGCACUUUCCACAUUCAUUGUGAACUUUUCAGGAACCCUUGUAACU
Molecule: messenger RNA, 2438 nt
Organism: Manis pentadactyla (Chinese pangolin)
Lineage: Eukaryota; Metazoa; Chordata; Mammalia; Pholidota; Manidae
Gene: DCAF16
Product: DDB1 and CUL4 associated factor 16
Exons: 2
Coding region: 842-1492 (216 amino acids)
Cellular component (GO): Cul4-RING E3 ubiquitin ligase complex
Source: RefSeq, a predicted model, not a curated record